This is a messenger RNA of Papilio polytes (common Mormon), 1182 nucleotides long. Its product is annotated as sodium channel protein Nach-like. Gene Ontology annotation, biological process: sodium ion transmembrane transport. The record is from RefSeq and is a predicted model, not a curated record. Gene Ontology annotation, cellular component: membrane. Bases 1 to 1182 code for a protein of 393 amino acids. The transcript has 9 exons. NCBI's taxonomy places the organism in Eukaryota, Metazoa, Arthropoda, Insecta, Lepidoptera, Papilionidae. Gene Ontology annotation, molecular function: ligand-gated sodium channel activity.
AUGGAAAAUAACAGUAUUAGUAUUGAAUCACUAUUUUCACAACUUACACCAACUACUUCGUGCAACAAAUUGAUAGAACGUUGCAUGUGGAAGAGCAGGAUGUACCGUUGUCAACAAUUAUUCCAGCAAAUAAAAAUAAGCUUCAACAUUUGUUGCUCAUUUAAUAACUUUUUCAUAAAAACAGCUGAAGGAAAGCGUAAUGCGGAUCUAAUUUAUAUGCCUUCACCUCGUCGAGUCGCUUCCUGUGGAUAUCAAACUGCUUUAGCAGUUCUCAUUCGAACAGAUUCUGAUGAUUAUUACAGUACCAACAUCGCAACGACAGGAGCCCUGGUUCUAAUUGACAACCCUUAUAAUAUGCCUGAUUCGGAUUCCACGUUACGUCUGGUAAAUCCAUUGACGGAAGUGUUACUGGCGUUAUCACCGGAACGCACUUACACCACGCCAGGGAUAAAGUCAUUCAGUAUUGAGGAACGACAAUGCUAUUAUAACGAUGAGAUAAAAGUUGGUGAUUUCGAACGAUAUUCGUUUCAUAACUGCAGGGCAUACGAAUAUAUAAAAAUAAUAAGGAGUAUUUGUCACUGUAUACCUUAUUAUUUUCCUCUACGAACGGCAGAAUAUACCCGGCAUUGUAAUUUUAAAGACAUGAACUGCCUCGAGAGUGUUUUAGUACCUUUACAAGAUGUAAGCGUUCGCUAUCAAAUUUUAAAAGACUACACGAAAUGUUUGCCAGAGUGCGAGCACUUUGACUACCCACUGGAAGUGGCAUUUGGACAGUUGGCAAUGAACUUGCCGUUAAAUAGACUACCUUUGAUACAUAAUACAAUUUUGGAAAACCGGUCCUUGUUGAAUGUGUUCUUCAACGACUUAGUAUCUACCAGAUAUCGACGUGAUGUUUAUUUGAAUUGGCAAAAUAUACUUGCUUCCUUCGGUGGAUUGUUAAGUCUGAUGCUUGGGUUCACUCUAGUAUCCGGCUUUGAUUUCAUAAUGUUUUUUACAUUUCGUGUGUUCUUCAACUCAUCGAAUCGGGUGGCCCCAGACAGCGAUAGCUAUAGACACAAUUUUACACAGGACAAGGGUAACAUUAUACAAGUGGCAGAGACCAACAAGAAAAUCACCGCAAAUAAAAAUAACAAAGAAAUAUACAAGUGGCUGAAAGACGUACAGAAGGCGGAAAAACAUUGA